AAAACCGUUUCGCGCACCAUAAAAUCGCUUUGGGUUUCCAACGCAAAACCGCCCCGCACUUCUCCGCACCGUUACCAAAUUGAUCCUUCCCGCAAAGCUGCAAUGGAGUUCGCCUCCCGCAGUCGACCCACCACCACAGCAGCCGACGACGAAGAAAACGACUGUCUUCGCCGCUUCCCCGACCAUCCGCCGUCGCAGCCGCAGGGACACGGCGAGCCCAAUACAUCCGGGGUAGACGCUGCACUACUGGCGAGGAGGCAGAAACUGCUGUUGGAGCUGCUCAAGGGAUCCAUCCAACAGGGCUUGAUCUUGCGUGAGCUCGUGGAGACUGAGCACGCCAUGGGCUUUAUUGCCGGCAGCCACAAUCCUGUGCCAGCACUCCCACAGGAUUUCUUGCGUUGCUGGACGCCGUCGAUGUCUACUUUGGAAGCGCAUCUCCGCCAGCCAUGCCCUUGUGGCUGUGGAAACUCCAUGGCGGUCAGGGCACCUCCAGUGAACCCACACUUGGAGCGGUCAUCGCAUGCACCCGAGCAAACAAGGCCAGGCAAUGAUGCUGAGCAGCAUCAAGAGGACAGGUCAUCUGGGGUGAGGACACAUCCAUUUAACGGCCAUUUUAAACUGUGUCAUUCACCGAGCAAGCAGACUCCAGUGCCAGGCAAAGCUGGUGUCAAUCAGAUGCGGCCAUCGUCCGGACACCAACAGGCCAUUGUUUGGGAAAAGAUUGGUGUGGAGGUUGUUCAUAACAUGCAGCCGUUGAACGAAAUCAAGAACCACAGCAGUGAGGGGCAGAAGGCCGUAGACUCUGCCAUUGAGGUUUGUGUAAAGAAACCCAUACAACAGCGUCUUCAGUACAAACCAGUGGAUCAGGAGAAUGCAGCAAACAAUGAGCAUGCACCUGAGCAGACAAGGCAAGGCAAUGAUGCUGAGCAUCAUCAAGAGGGCAGGUCAUCUGGAGUGAGGACACAUCCAUUUAACGGCUACUUUGAACUGUGUCGUUCACCGAGCAAGCAGAUUCCACUGGCAGGCAAAGCUGGUAUCAAUCAGGUGCGUCCAUUGUCAGGACACCAACAGGGUGUUGUUUGGGAAAAGAUUGGUGUGGAGGUAGUUCAUAACAUGCAGCCAUUGCACGAAAUCAAGAAUCCGAGCAGUGAGGGGCGGAAGGCCAUAGACUCUGGCAUUGAGGAUUGUGUAAAGAAACCCAUGCAUCAUCGUCUUCAGUACAAACCAGUGGAUCAGGAGAAUGCAGCAAGUAAUGACCAGAAGAGUACAGAGUUCAACGAGCCAACAGCUGAGGGAACUUCCGCUGGGGUGAAAAGGAAGCUGACCACCCCAAGCUCACCUGUCAAGAAGCAGAAGCCACUCGGGCAAUGGAGCUGCACUAUCUGCCAGGCUAACCCAGCUAGCCAGCGCCAACUUGAGCAACACCUUGCCGGCAAGCGGCACCAGUCAAAUGUCGCAGCACUGCAACCAUCUCAGAGCAACAGCAGCAGCCCUGAGCCUGACACAAAAGCGACGCCCGCGAGGAGCAGGAUCAUCGCGACGAACGCGCAGCAAGACGGCAAGCAGGAUGUGCCGGAGAACAGAUGGACGUGUACACUCUGCCGGGCCAAGUGCUACACUGAAUUGAACUACUACAGCCAUCUCGGGGGCUUGUGGCACCGGGAGAAGGCACAGGCCAGGCGCGAGGAGCACUUGAGGUUCUACUGCUCGGUGUGCGACCUGCAAUGCAACAGCGAGAAAAUGCUGGAGUCACACCUCGGCGGUAGGAGGCAUCGGGAGACUCUGGAGGCGCGCGACUAGGAUGCCGAGGCACGGCUGCAGGCUGACCCGUCCUUGUUCACGGGGAAGCUGUUGUGGCUGGGUUCCGGCGGGUCGAUCUGCCAUUUUGAGGGGCACUACGGUGGUGCACGAAGCUGCUAUCGCUGGUCUGCUGCUGGACUCUGCCUAGUUCGUUGAUUUCUCUCGUUUCGAGCUUUUAGUUUCACGUUGGUAGGUUUUAAUGUUAUGCGACUUUUGAUCUUCGGGCCCAAGACAAAACAGACUUGAAAUGCGUAUGUUUCGAUGUAGU
Messenger RNA from Zea mays, 2068 nucleotides. RefSeq lists its product as uncharacterized. The record is from RefSeq and is marked predicted. Lineage: Eukaryota; Viridiplantae; Streptophyta; Magnoliopsida; Poales; Poaceae. Gene Ontology annotation, molecular function: nucleic acid binding; zinc ion binding. The transcript has 5 exons. Bases 103 to 1800 code for a protein of 565 amino acids.